This is a messenger RNA of Calidris pugnax (ruff), 438 nucleotides long. RefSeq lists its product as uncharacterized. The record is from RefSeq and is a predicted model, not a curated record. Lineage: Eukaryota; Metazoa; Chordata; Aves; Charadriiformes; Scolopacidae. The transcript is spliced from 4 exons. The annotation marks the transcript as partial.
AUGGAAGAAGCUGGUUUUGAUGAAAGCAAAAGUGUCCUUCUUCUUGACCAUGAAUACUUGGCCCAGACAGAAAUCUUGGGAGAUCAAGAGGUCAUCAUGACAAGUGGAUGCAUCCUGAAUGCAGGAACAGGGGAGCGAGGAAAGAGAAAGGGAGAAAGAGAGAAGGGGAAAGAGAAGGAGAAGGAGAAGGAGAAGGAGAAGGAGAAGGAGAAGGAGAAGGAGAAGGAGAAGGAGAAGGAGAAGGAGAAGGAGAAGGAGAAGGAGAAGGAGAAGGAGAAGGAGAAGGAGAAGGAGAAGGAGAAGGAGAAGGAGAAGGAGAAGGAGAAGGAGAAGGAGAGAGAGAGAGAAAAAAGGGAAAAGAAAGAAAGAGAGAAAGAAAGAAAGGAAAGAAAGAAAGAAAGAAAGAAAGAAAGAAAGAAAGAAAGAAAGAAAGAAAGA